UGUGACGCGUGGGCGUGCGGGCCGUCCUGGAGCCAUGAGGGCGCCAUGAGCAGGCCAUGAGUCACCGUGCCGAGGAGGAGCAGCUGUACCGCCAGUCGCGGGAGCUUCCUCCAACCAACAGAGACUACGGCAAUGGUGAUGAGUGCGGGGGUUCCAAUCCCCUGGCCACCCUGCCCCCCGCCUCCCUGGCCCUCGGCCACUGCUCCGACACGGACGACACGGAGGGCGGCAACAACUCGGACCCGGAGCACCCCAACAACCGCUUCUCGCUGCAAAACUUUGGCGCGGCAAUGCGGCACUCCCGCAGCAAGCCGCAGGGCGUGCCGGACCCCUACUACCCCAUCUACCUGCCCAUCGACCAGGCCUUCAAGGCCAAGUACGUGUUCCACCACAAGCGCGGCAAGAGCUUCCAGGAGCGCGUCUACGUGUUCCUGGAGCACCCCGGCGGAUGGAUCUGCUUCUUCUACCACUUCUCAGUGUUCCUGCUCGUGCUCGUCUGCCUCAUUUUCAGUGUGCUGUCCACGAUAGACACGUACAGCGACUUCGCCAACGAGACGCUCUUCUGGAUGGAGAUAUGGCUCGUCAUGUUCUUCGGCGUCGAGUACCUGGUGCGGCUGUGGUCCGCGGGCUGCCGGUCCAAGUACAUGGGCUUCUGCGGCCGUCUGCGCUUCGUGCGGAAGCCCAUCUGCAUCAUCGACCUGAUCGUGGUGGUGGCGUCCAUCGUGGUGCUGUCCGUGGGCUCCAACGGCCAGGUGUUCGCCACGUCCGCCAUCCGGGGCAUCCGCUUCCUGCAGAUCCUGCGCAUGCUGCACGUGGACCGGCAGGGCGGCACCUGGCGGCUGCUGGGCUCCGUCGUCUUCAUCCACCGCCAGGAGCUCAUCACGACGCUGUACAUCGGCUUCCUGGGCCUCAUCUUCAGCAGCUACUUCGUGUACCUGGCCGAGAAGGACGCGACGGGGCCGGACGGCAAGACGGACUUCGCCAGCUACGCGGACGCGCUCUGGUGGGGCGUGAUUACCGUGACAACAAUCGGAUACGGAGACGCUGUGCCCCAGACGUGGAUGGGGAAGAUUGUGGCCUCCUGCUUCAGCGUGUUCGCCAUCUCGUUCUUCGCUCUGCCCGCGGGCAUCCUCGGCUCGGGCUUCGCGCUCAAGGUGCAGCAGAAGCAGCGCCAGAAGCACUUCAACCGGCAGAUCCCCGCGGCCGCCAUGCUGCUGCAGUGCCUGUGGCGGUGCUACGCCGCCGACAAGUCCUUCAACUCGCACGCCACCUGGAGCAUCUACUGCAAGGACCUGGACCUUCAGGGGGGCGGCGGCGUGGCCGCGGCCCUGGGGCUGGACAGCCAGCCCGCCCCCGCCCCCCUCGGCAAGUCUUUGAUGAUCCAGGUGGCCAAGAAGGCCAGCGUGCUGAAGCGGCGCAACACCAAGCAGCGCAUGGAGUCACGUGACUCUCCGUGCGGCACGCCCUCGGCCGCGGCCGCCACCGCCGCCACCACGCCGGCCACCCCCGCCACCGCCACCACCAACUCCACCGCCCUGGUGGGCACGCCGUCCGGGACGCUGGGGGAGGGCGCUCGCCGCGACAGCGAGGGCGACGUCGUCUUCUACAUCGACGACGCGUCCAAGGCCGGCACGCCGAGCAGCCUGGCCAGGGCGGACGGCCGCAUGUUCCCCAGCCAGACCAGCUCCGUGACGGAGGCCGCCUCGGACGAGAUGGACUGCGACAUGCUGGACGAGCCGCAGCGCGUCACACUUCUGACGGAGGCGCACCGCAACGCCAUACGUGCCAUCAGGAAGAUCAAGUACUUCGUGGCGCGGCGCAAGUUCCAGCAGGCGCGCAAGCCCUACGACGUGCGGGACGUGAUCGAGCAGUACAGCCAGGGCCACCUCAACAUGAUGGUCAGGAUCAAGGAGCUCCAGCGCCGCCUGGACCAGACUCUGGGCAAGCCCGGCAUGGACCGCUCCGGCAACCUCAAGCCCAUGACGAUCGGCGCCAGGCUGUUCCGCCUGGAGCAGCAGAUGUCGGGCAUGGAGAGGAAGACGGACAACAUCCUGUCGCUGCUGCAGCUUGUGGCCCAGAAGCACGGCCUCACGCCGCCACCACGAUCACCCACACUGCGGGAGGAGAUGGUGGAGCGCACCGCGUAGGACCCUCUAUUUUCUUCCUAUGAUCUCAAAGCUAUAUUUUUAUUAUUUUGUUCCUCUUGUCAAAGGUACCGGAGAAAUUUUGGCAUUCGUUUAUUGUAGCCAUUAUUCAUAAAAAUGUAUAUUCCAGCACCAAAACAAACCAUGUAUGCACGGUCCUAUAUAUGCUUGAUGUAAUGUAAGGCAAUAUUCCAUGAAACUUAGCUGUAGAAGAGUUCAUCUUAAAUGCUCAAGCGAUAUGUCGUUUUAAUCAAAUGAAUCGUGUGAACCUUUUUCUCCUUUAAAGGUAAUUCUCUCAAAUUGCACAAUUAUAUAGUUAUAUGGGUACAGAGUAUACUCUUUGUUAUGAAAGGACUCAGCAGAAGGGCGUCACACAUGUUUAGAAAAUCUCCCAUUUGGUAGAAAUAUUUGUAACUUCCCCAGCGUUGUGGUAUCAGUUCUUUGCCACAGCUGGGCCAAUGAACAUCGACACUUUGUAAGACCCUUGUUAAUAAUGUACUCUUUCGUAUUGCCAUUGAUCUGAGCUUCAUCCCUGCGUAUUCCAUAUUUUCCUUGUUCUUUGGUCCUGGUGCCUUUAAUCUUUUUUGUGACAUCUAUGUACAAUAAUCUGAGCUAGUUGAUACUGUUUCAUAUUGCCACGACCCUUUUUUUAAAACAAUUUUUAAUAGUUUGAUAAAUUUUAAAAUUUUCGCGGAUUCCACUUCUAGUUAUCAUGGCUGGUGUCAUCACCAGCCGUCUUUUUGGUGUCUGUUUUAAAACACAGUUACUCUUAGAUACUCAAAUAAUACUCUCAAUUCUUCCAUUAGUGUUAAAAAACAAUUUCACCCGAGGUAAUAUAAGAAAAUUAUCUGCGAUAUGUGGAAAGAGCUGGGUAGAUAGGACCACUUCUAGUGCAUAUUUUUGCGUUUUGAGACAAACAGAGCGCAACAGCAGAGUCAACCAUGAUUUCUUGGGUUAAUCUUAACCUUAUUUGAGUAGAGAAAUGUUGAUUUCUUCUUUGCGUUCUUAGUCCAGAAUGCUCGAAUAAUUCUAUCGACUGACUAUUUUGAGUAAGAAUCAUUAUGUAUCUAUCUUCUUGCGUAAACCUUUAUAUGAGAAUGUUUCAGCUCGACAUGUCAACCAUUUGGUUGUGUUUCGCUCUCGGGACAUUGGUCUCUAGAUGGCCUCCUGGAAAGUACGAAUUCCGAGUGAAUACUUGCAUUUAAGUUUCCGGCGACAAAACUACUUCUUAUCUGUCGCACUUCCAAUGCUUCCAAACUUUCAAGUCCGCUGCCUUGUAGUAUUUUUGUUGCACUUGGUUGACAGCGUAGCGAAGUCAAAUGACCAGUAAAAGUCGAAGGACGGGUAAGUCGAGCCCAAAGUGAUCCUGAAGUAUCGAAAACCGAAAACAGCUUUGAUACACAACGUCCGGUUUCAUCGCAAGUGUAGACCAAUGCGGGAAACGCCCGUUUGAUUUGUUGCAAUUAAGGUAAUAAACGCCGAAAAGAGUUAUCUCGUGUGCAUGGUAUAAAUUUUUAAAACAAUUACAUUACAAUUAUUUAAAAUUCGGUGCGACAAGUUUUGCGUCAACAGAGGGAACAAAAUAAUGGACAAGUUAAAAAGAAUAUUGGUCGUAGUCGGUCGAUUUGGUGUGCAUAUGACGUGAUAAAUUUUCACUGUAUCGUGGGUCCAUAGCUUUGCUACUGUAGAAUUGUGUUGGGAUCAAGUCGUAUACAUACAGGCAAGUCAGUGGGCCGCCACUCACCGAUCUAUGAGCGGCUGUAUCACGCGCACCAUGGUAUUAAUGAUAUUUUUACAAAGGCACUUGUCUCUGUCACAAUAAUAGAUCGUCAUUAUAAUGACGUGAUGGCACGCAGUCAUGUAUUUGUACGUUUCGUCACUCUACUGUAUUGCACUUUACUUCAAGUUACUCAUUUUAAGAAAGAUUUUAUUAUUGAAUUUUAUUAAUUAUCGUGAUGUUUUUAAGAAAAUAAUCUUAUCUUCGUCAUAUUUUCUUACGCACUGGAGGCUGAGUAACUAUAUUCUUACACAGAUCUUGUACAUAUCAAAUCUUCAGCAUUUUCUUACGCAAACGACCUUGUGGUCGCCACGUAUUUACUCUGUAGUUUGUUAGAAAAUUAGUCGAAUGUUGGAGAAUUUUGUCUCCCUUUGAAGUAUUUGGAACCAAUUUUGUGGUCAGCAAUAAUAAGUACGUAUUAUUUAAAGUUUUGUGUAUUUCGUAAAUGAGACAGCGGGAUCUUGUUACCCUCCGAUAUGAAAAAAUAUUACUUCGUUGCGAUAUCUGCAGUGGAGGCAGCACAGCCCCUGACCCACCAACCGCGGCCUCUUAGCGGGCUGCCUACCCAACAGGCGCCCUAGCACAUUUCACAAAAAGAAAAAUGCUUGCUUUUUGGCAGUGUAGUUGGUAAUCGUUUUCUCAAAAGUAAAACCUAUUUUAUUUUGGUAUAGAUGGUGUAGAUACUCUUUUGACCUGGGGCCAGGGGUAAUCUUGCGGGGAGGCAUUUUUUCAAAUUAGACAACACGUCGCUCUUUUCUAGGACCUUUGCUCAACACCCAAGGCUAGAAGACAGAUAAAGGGCGAUUCUGAUUGUGGUCUUCAUGAAUAUAAGUAGUAGUCUGACGUAGAAUACAAUGUCCCCUUUCGUCAGUGCAGCUAUCUCCACACAAUCCAAUGCAGGGUUCUUGUUUCUUGGAGUUGUCCAACUUUCAUGCCUCUGUGAUCUAUGCACAAUAAUUUUUCCCGGCUAAAGUGGCUUUUUCUAUCUUGUUCCCCAUUUCAAAUUUACUGUUUAACCUGAUCCAUGUAAUUACCACGUUUUUACAGUCGACGUGCCUUUACAUAUUCUGGCGAUGUAAAACUCGCUCAGAGGUAUGGUUUGUUUGUUGGCUUCGGGUUCCUUCGGUUAGCGUAGAUGAUGAUGAGACCACGUGAAGGGUUGUGUUAAUGAGUACAAACACUUAUAAUUUAUUUUAAAACUGUUUAAUAAAUUUGAUGCUUCAUUGUGAGUCAACAGGAUCUUUCCUGACUGUAAAAAUGUGUAUGUUUCUGAUAUUAAUUUCAGCUUUUGUCUUUAUUUCACUCAAUCAAACUCAGUCAAAGAAAUUUCCCGAGCGAUGAAACAAAAUGAUGUCAAUUGAGCCAUCUUUGCCACUAUGAAAAAUUCAAUUUUGAACUAGACGGCCUACGUGGCUUUCCGACACAGCAGACAAAGAUUUGGUGCCCGCUUUAGGACCAUCCUUGGCACUCUGUGAUCGUGAAAUUUCAUUCUGUGAUAUGUAUUUGUUAUGGAUUUCUGUAAUUUUGUAGUCGUAAAUGUGACGCGCAUGCGUGGAUGUCGACCAUGCCCUCAGCGAACUUUUAGUACCUUCCAAGGAGGUAAAACGGAGGUACAAAACGAAUAAGCACAAUGCCUGCAAAAGUCAGAAAGAAAACUUUACGUUGGAGGCGCUCUCUAAGAAUAGGCUCCUCUUCUCUGCUCCUCUUCUGCUUUCUAUCCUUUCCCCUUAUCUCCUUGUGGGGACAACUCCGAGCGGGCCGACAAAGGCCCAAAGAUCGUCCAAGGCGAUGUGCCGCGUUUGUGUUGGAGCCGAGAAUGUAUUUAGCCAUAAUUAGUGUUUGCUCUCUAUAACAAUACUGUGAAGUUUAAAAUGUUUAUCAAUGUUAAAGGAUAUCUCAAAGAGUGGGUGUUGGCUUUGGAUUGGACUUGAUUUUAUUGGUGUGUUGUGAUGUGAAAAAAGAGGGGAGCAUUCGUAGUAAGGCUGAGCCUUACAGCCUCCACUCCAGUGUGUUGUAUUUGUGUCGAUUGCGUGUUCAGUCCAAGUUUUCACCUGCUGUAGCUGAUUUGAGGAAAACAGAUGUAUAUGUUGUAUGGAGAGAUGCGAUGCAAUAAAAUAAUGACUUCAGAAA
Molecule: messenger RNA, 6051 nt
Organism: Thrips palmi
Lineage: Eukaryota; Metazoa; Arthropoda; Insecta; Thysanoptera; Thripidae
Product: potassium voltage-gated channel subfamily KQT member 1-like
Exons: 14
Coding region: 57-2147 (696 amino acids)
Biological process (GO): potassium ion transport; transmembrane transport
Cellular component (GO): membrane
Molecular function (GO): voltage-gated potassium channel activity
Source: RefSeq, a predicted model, not a curated record